Messenger RNA from Candida tropicalis MYA-3404, 2481 nucleotides. It is a transcript of the gene CDC48, whose product is annotated as AAA family ATPase. Gene Ontology annotation, biological process: mitotic spindle disassembly; retrograde protein transport, ER to cytosol; autophagosome maturation. The record is from RefSeq and is a predicted model, not a curated record. Bases 1 to 2481 code for a protein of 826 amino acids. Gene Ontology annotation, molecular function: ATP binding; ATP hydrolysis activity; polyubiquitin modification-dependent protein binding. Gene Ontology annotation, cellular component: VCP-NPL4-UFD1 AAA ATPase complex; nucleus; cytosol. The transcript has a single exon. NCBI's taxonomy places the organism in Eukaryota, Fungi, Ascomycota, Pichiomycetes, Serinales, Debaryomycetaceae.
AUGACUGGUGAAGAAGAUAAAAAACCACAUUUUGAUGCCUCCGGCGCCUCAGCAGUAGAUGACAAAACCGCCACUGCUAUCUUGAGAAGAAAGAAGAAGGAUAAUGCCUUGAUUGUUGAUGACGCCACCAACGAUGAUAACUCAGUUAUAACCAUGUCUUCAAACACAAUGGAAUUAUUGCAAUUGUUCCGUGGUGACACUGUUUUGGUUAAGGGUAAGAAAAGAAAGGACACUGUGUUGAUUGUAUUGGCCGACGAUGAUAUGGAAGAUGGCGUUGCCAGAAUCAAUAGAUGUGUUCGUAACAAUUUACGUGUCAGAUUGGGUGAUAUUGUCACUGUUCAUGCCUGUCCUGAUAUCAAAUAUGCCAACAGAAUCUCAGUGUUGCCAAUUGCUGACACCGUUGAAGGUAUCACCGGUUCCUUGUUUGAUCUUUACUUGAAACCAUACUUUGUUGAAGCUUACAGACCAGUCAGAAAAGGUGACUUGUUCACUGUAAGAGGUGGUAUGAGACAAGUUGAAUUUAAAGUUGUUGAAGUUGAUCCAGAAGAAAUGGCAAUUGUUGCUCAAGACACCAUUAUUCACUGUGAAGGUGAACCAAUCAACCGUGAAGAUGAAGAAAAUAGCAUGAAUGAAGUUGGUUACGAUGAUAUUGGUGGAUGUAAGAAACAAAUGGCACAAAUCAGAGAAUUGGUUGAAUUGCCAUUGAGACACCCACAAUUGUUCAAAUCCAUUGGUAUUAAGCCACCUAAGGGUAUUUUGAUGUAUGGUCCACCAGGUACUGGUAAAACCAUUAUGGCGAGAGCUGUUGCCAACGAAACUGGUGCAUUUUUCUUUUUAAUUAACGGUCCAGAAAUUAUGUCCAAGAUGGCUGGUGAAUCUGAAUCCAAUUUAAGAAAAGCUUUUGAAGAAGCUGAAAAGAACUCCCCAUCUAUUAUAUUCAUUGAUGAAAUCGAUUCCAUUGCUCCAAAGAGAGACAAGACCAAUGGUGAAGUUGAAAGAAGAGUUGUUUCCCAAUUGUUAACCCUUAUGGAUGGUAUGAAAGCCAGAUCCAAUGUCGUUGUCAUUGCCGCCACUAACAGACCAAACUCCAUUGACCCUGCUUUGAGAAGAUUUGGUAGAUUUGAUAGAGAAGUCGAUAUCGGUGUCCCAGAUGCUGAAGGUCGUUUGGAAAUUUUAAGAAUCCACACCAAGAACAUGAAAUUGGCCGAUGAUGUCGAUUUGGAAGCUAUCGCUUCUGAAACUCACGGUUUCGUUGGUGCUGAUAUUGCCUCAUUAUGUUCAGAAGCUGCCAUGCAACAAAUUCGUGAAAAGAUGGACCUCAUUGAUUUGGAAGAAGAAACUAUUGAUACCGAAGUGUUGAACUCUUUGGGUGUUACUCAAGAAAACUUUAGAUUUGCUCUUGGCAACUCCAACCCAUCUGCCUUGCGUGAAACUGUUGUUGAAAACGUCAAUGUCACCUGGGACGAUAUUGGUGGUUUGGAUAACAUUAAGAAUGAAUUGAAAGAAACUGUCGAAUACCCAGUCUUGCAUCCGGAUCAAUACCAAAAAUUCGGCUUGGCUCCAACCAAGGGUGUCUUAUUCUUUGGUCCACCAGGUACUGGUAAGACCCUUUUGGCCAAGGCUGUUGCUACUGAAGUUUCUGCAAACUUUAUUUCUGUUAAAGGUCCAGAAUUGUUGAGUAUGUGGUAUGGUGAAUCAGAAUCUAAUAUCCGUGAUAUCUUUGACAAAGCUAGAGCUGCUGCUCCAACCGUCGUUUUCUUGGAUGAAUUGGACUCCAUUGCCAAGGCUAGAGGAGGCUCUCAUGGUGAUGCUGGUGGUGCAUCUGAUAGAGUUGUCAAUCAAUUGUUGACUGAAAUGGAUGGUAUGAAUGCCAAGAAGAACGUCUUUGUCAUUGGUGCCACUAAUAGACCAGAUCAAAUCGAUCCAGCCUUAUUGAGACCUGGUAGAUUGGAUCAAUUGAUUUAUGUUCCAUUACCAGAUGAACCUGCUAGAUUGUCUAUCUUGCAAGCUCAAUUAAGAAAUACUCCAUUAGAACCAGGUUUGGACUUGAAUGAAAUCGCCAAGAUCACCAAUGGUUUCUCAGGUGCUGAUUUGUCUUAUAUUGUUCAAAGAUCAGCCAAAUUUGCUAUUAAGGAUUCUAUUGAAGCCCAAAUCAAGCUUAGUAAACUCAAAGAAGAAAAUGAAAAAACAAAAGGAGAAGAUGUGGAGAUGAAUGAAGUUGAAGAAGAAGAUCCUGUUCCAUACAUCACCAGAGCUCAUUUCGAAGAAGCUAUGAAGACUGCGAAGAGAUCCGUCUCUGAUGCUGAAUUGCGCCGUUAUGAAUCUUAUGCUCAACAAUUACAAGCCUCUAGAGGUCAAUUUUCAAGCUUUAGAUUCAAUGAAAAUGCAACCAAUGCUGCUGCUGAUAAUGGUUCUGCUGCUGGCGGUAAUUCAGGGGCUGCUUUUGGAAAUGAUGAAGAAGAAGAUGACUUGUACAAUUAA